Messenger RNA from Sarcophilus harrisii (Tasmanian devil), 2181 nucleotides. RefSeq names its product FRAS1-related extracellular matrix protein 2. Gene Ontology annotation, biological process: cell communication. Bases 1 to 2181 code for a protein of 726 amino acids. Lineage: Eukaryota; Metazoa; Chordata; Mammalia; Dasyuromorphia; Dasyuridae. The record is from RefSeq and is a predicted model, not a curated record. The transcript is spliced from 12 exons. Gene Ontology annotation, cellular component: membrane.
AUGGAGAGGACCAGAAACGAACUCAAGCAAGAAGGUGGGAUUCUGAAUAACCAGGGAACCAUGAAAGCUAAAGAUCCAAAGCAAAGGAUCAAAGUAUUCCAAGCAUUUAUGACACCCAGUCCAAAGGUACAGAAGUCAACAGUUUAUAUUCCAAAGCCAGAAUACAGAAUAGAGGAGGACAUUGGUGAACUCUUGAUUCCCAUCAGGCGGUCUGGAGAUGUAAGCCAAGAACUCAUGGUACUCUGCUCUACACACCAAGGAACUGCCUCUGGCACAAUUCCUUCCACUGUUUUAUCUUACUCUGACUAUAUCUCCCGACCUGAAGACCACACCAGCAUCCUCCGUUUUGAUAAGGAUGAAACUGAGAAAAGAUGCCGAGUGAUUAUCAUUGAUGACUCCCUCUAUGAAGAAGAGACCUUCAAUGUGACUUUGAGCAUGGCAAUGGGUGGGCAAGUUGCUGUCAGAUAUCCCAGCACCAAAGUCGUUAUCCUGGAAGAUGCUGAUGAUGAACCUGCUCUGUAUUUUGAGGAUGCCGAAUAUCAUGUUGAUGAAAGUGCUGGUUAUGUAGAAGUUUGUGUACGGAGGAAGGGUACUGACCUUUCCAAACCAGCCGUGAUCACCAUCCAGUCAAGAAAGACGGAGCCAGUGUCAGCGGAAGCUGGCAUGGAUUAUGUUGGGGUGAGCCAAAACCUCUACUUUGCUCCUGGAGAGAACAUGAAGACUUUCCGUGUGACCAUUGUGGAUGACCUGGGACAACCUGUCUUGGAGGGUCCAGAGAAAUUUGAAUUGGUUCUUUGCAUGCCCGUGGGCUCAGCGCUGGGGAAGCCUAAUACGACUACAGUUAUCAUCAAUGACUCCUUCACAGACUUGCCUAAGGUCCAAUUCAAGAAGCCCUCCUGCACAGGAAAUGAAAGAGAUGGACUGGUCAGGGUCAUCAUCCACCGUGACGGAGACAUCAGCCUCAGCUCUACCGUUCGCUGCUACACUCGCCAAGGCUCUGCCCAGGUGGCUGCAGAUUAUAAGGAAAGGCCCAACACGGAUGACUCCACUGUCAUUUUCCUUCCAGGAGAGAGAGAGAAGGCCUGUGUGGUGAUCUUAGAGGAUGAUUCCAUUUAUGAAGAAGAUGAAGAGUUUAGGCUUCUACUUGGCACCCCAAAAAGCAGUUCUGCCUUUGGUGCUUCAGUUGGAGAGCAAAAAGAAAUUCUGAUCAGGAUCAAGGAUGAGGAAGACAAACCAGUGAUCAAGUUUUCCAAAACCAGGUACAGUAUCCAGGAGCCUCAGCAUCCCAGAGAGACUGCUGUGCUCAGAAUCUCUGUGGUGCGCCUGGGGGACACUUCUAAAGUGUCUGUGGUGGGCACCCACACAAAAGACGGCUCAGCCAGCUCUGGGGAAGACUACAAUCCCAUGUCAAAAGAUGUCGAGUUCAAGAAAGGAGAAACUGAACACUUUGUAGAAAUUGAAGUCUUAUAUGAUGGCAUAAGGGAAAUAAGAGAAACAUUGACAGUUCAUCUGAAACCAGAUGAAAACAUGGUGGCGGAGACACAGAUGAAUAAAGCCAUCAUAUACAUUGAAGAAACAGACAGUGUUGCAGAUGUCACCUUUCCUGCCAUUCCCCAAGUGAUGUCACUCUUCGCGUAUGGUGACACAUAUGCAACCCAAGAGAAAGCCAGCCCCCCAACUGGCUAUCCUGUUGUGUGUGUGACGGCGUGUAAUUCUAAAUAUUCAGAUUAUGACAAGACAGAGUCCAUUUGCACAGAGGAAAACAUUAAUGACACCCUGACUCUGUACCGAUGGCUGGUUGGUGCCCCAGCCAGUAGUAAUGGAGUCACCAGUCCCAUGCAAGAAAUAGAUGCCAACACUUUCUUCACCGACACUAAAUCUAUCACCCUUGACUCCAUCUACUUCCAAGCUGGGUCCAGGAUACAAUGUGCUGCCCGAGCUGUUCGUACAACUGGUGAUAUAGGGCUGGAGCUGCUGAGUUCAAUCAUCACUGUCAGCAAAGAACAUGGUCUCUGUCAACCACGUAAGCCUGAAAUGGUAGGAGCUGAACCUUUCUCAGCCAGGAUCCGCUAUACUGGACCAGAUGAACCCGAUUACCCCAACCUCAUCAAGCUCACUGUGAUUAUGUCUCACCUGGAUGGUAAGGUCCAUCCCAGUGGUAGCAGAGCCCCAACUGGAUAG